AUGGGUGUGCUUGGAGUUGGUGUGGAGAUCUGGGAGUGUGAACUCAGGAUGAAGAUCCUCCUCAUCUUCACCCUCUGUCUGAUCUCAGAUGGAGGAGCCUCCAAGGAAGUAACAGGAUAUUCAGGAGGAGGAGUCCUUAUCAAGUGCAAGUAUACUACAGAAUACAGAGAAAACCAAAAAUAUUUCUGUAAGGGUUCAGUACCAGGCUGUUCUGACCAAAUAAAGACAGGAGCUAAAAACGAGUGGAUAAAUUCAGGAAGAUUCUCACUGUUUGAUGACACCAAAUCAGCAGAGUUCAGUGUGAAGAUCAGAGAGCUCACUGUAGAGGACACUGGGACGUACCAGUGUGCAGUUAAUAAAGAUUUAUGGAAAGACAUUUACACACCUGUGGAACUGAAGGUGAAGGAAGAUCUGUCCUAUGAGAAGUCCAUCAGUAAGACUGUCCAUGUAGGAGGAGAUUUGAAUAUCAGCUGUAAAUACCCACAAUCCCUCAGGAGUGACCCCAAGUUUCUCUGCAAGACGAGGCUGCAACGUGUUGCUUGUUCUUAUAAAGAAUCUGUUAAAGAAAGCAGAAAAUAUGUAAAUAUGGGGAAAUUCUCCCUGUAUGAUGACAGAGAAACACAAAUGUUGACUGUGAGUAUUAGAAAUGUAACUGAGCAGGACUCUGGUGAAUACUGGUGUGGAGCUGAAGCAGCCUGGACAUCUGAUCAUGGAUACAAGGUUUAUUUCACACAGAUCAACCUGACAGUUACUGAUCCACAUGUCCCAGUUUCAACCUCGAUAUCAACACAACCUUCAUCAUCAUCAUCAUCAUCCUCAUCAUCAUCAUCACCAUCAUCAUCAUCCUCUUCUGAGCCUACUCCAGCUUCUCCUCCAGCAGGAUUUCCAGUUUCCACUGUGAUCACUGUGUCUGUAAUUCUGCUGCUGCUUCUGAUUGCAAUCUCAUUCCUCUUUGUGAUUCUACAAAAAAGACAGAAGAUGCAAGGAGGUACAGCUUCUACUGGCAGGAGUUCUGUCCAAACCUCAGGAAAUCACCAAGGGGUUCCUCCUGAUAUCUGUUUCUAUGAGGAGAUUAAAGACACCAGACGACUUCCUGCCUCAGACGCUGGAUCUUCUUCAGUUUGCUCUACUGCACAACUACCCACAAUCCUCUCUGAUCCUCAACCUGUUUAUUCAAACACAGAGUUACCCACAAUCCUCUGUGAUUCUGCUGUUUAUUCUACUGCACAACUACCCAUAAUCCCCUCUGAUCGGGACAUCUGCUCCACAGCUCAGUUACCCACACGUCUCUUGGCUGAGAAAUCUGAUGAAGGUCUGACUUACGUAGCAGUGAGUUUUCACUCCAGGGCCACCAGCUCUAAUGAUGCAGUUCCACAGAUUCUCUUUAAGAAGGAAGAGGUCUCGUGUGAUUAUGAUACAGUCAGUCAUGUUACUUCAUGAGGCUAGUGUCUCAUCAUUAGGACUCCAACCAUGUGGCACUGGAACUCUACCGCUUUGUUUAGAUUCUUCUUCCUCUUCUUCUUCUUUUUCUUCUUCUUCUUCCUCUUCUUCCCCUCCACAGCUUGAGCCCAAAACAAUAUCUGAAGCAAAAUCCAGUAAUGUGCCUGAACAGAUGCACUGAAGAUAUCUGUAUCAGAUGUUAUAGUGGUGAGAUAGCACCACAAUUGGCUGAAAAUUCUUGUUUCUCAUCAUCAUUAGAAAGCCCAAAGCCAUAAGUACCUACUUCAGUUCUGAGCUAUUGUUCACGAUGUGUGAAUCUUAGGGCCCUUUUCCCCUAAAGUAUAGAUUCUACCCAAUUUUAUCCCCAGUAAUCCAGUCAGUAUCUCAUUUUGGUGCUUGUACAAUGCUAACCAACUGACUGC
Molecule: messenger RNA, 1862 nt
Organism: Ictalurus furcatus (blue catfish)
Lineage: Eukaryota; Metazoa; Chordata; Actinopteri; Siluriformes; Ictaluridae
Exons: 8
Coding region: 1-1440 (479 amino acids)
Source: RefSeq, a predicted model, not a curated record